Messenger RNA from Vavraia culicis subsp. floridensis, 2453 nucleotides. Its product is annotated as DNA mismatch repair protein MutL. The record is from RefSeq and is a predicted model, not a curated record. Gene Ontology annotation, molecular function: ATP-dependent DNA damage sensor activity; mismatched DNA binding; ATP binding. Gene Ontology annotation, biological process: mismatch repair. The coding region runs from base 172 to 2073 and encodes 633 amino acids. Gene Ontology annotation, cellular component: MutLalpha complex. Lineage: Eukaryota; Fungi; Microsporidia; Pleistophoridae. The transcript has a single exon.
AACAGACAGUUUCGUGCGCGCAGAGAACGGAGCAGCCAUUGAAAUACACUGUACAGAGCAUUGUUUUGUGUUGGCAUUCCUUGGAUUAUAAAAGCCUCGCCCACUACAGGAAGAAGGACAUGCCGUAUUGCCACAUUCCCCAUUUCUAAUACGGAAUUAAACCACAACCCCAUGACAAUAAGAAAACUCCCACCGUCCAUCAUAAACAGGAUAUCAGCAGGCGAGGUGGUCACACGUCCAUUGUCGGUAGUCAAGGAAUUGUUGGAGAACAGCAUAGAUGCAGGUGCAACCAUAAUACGAGUUACUUACGGCGAGAACAUUGUGGUUGUGGAUAACGGAUCAGGUAUAGCUGAGGAAGACUUUGAGCUGCUGUGUGCACGGUACUGUACAUCAAAGCUUAGAGAUGAGCGCAAGGACCGAUUUGAUAUUCUUGAGGAUGUGUGCACCUAUGGUUUUAGGGGCGAGGCUUUAGCCUCUAUAUCGGAUGUGAGCACGGUGGUGGUGCACACAAAAACGAAGAUUGGUGCGUAUGGACACGUGCUUGUGUAUGAGCGUGGUGUCUUAAUUUCCAAGAAGAGAGAGGGAAUGAACGAUGGCACAGUGGUAACCGUGAACGAUCUGUUUGGUAGCAACGCAAUGAGAAAACGUUUCUUCAGGAACAGGAAGAGCGAAGUUGUCGAUAUUUUUAGACUUGUUGUAGGAUACCAGGUCAUAAACGAAACAAAAAAGCUUUACUUUAACGUGAAUGGCAAAGAUUUGGUAUUUCCUGGUGCAUUGAGAGGAGAUGCUCGAAAUGAAUUGCUAGGGCGUCCAUCUUCCCAUACAGACGAGAGCAUCCGACUGCCAAACGAAGGACCUACGCUGAUGCAUGUCCAAUCAUGUAAUGCGUCUGGGUGUGACAGCGCAUUUGAUAACGAACGGAUAAAUCUGAAAACGACAAUCCUUAACAAAUACUUCAACACAGAGAACAACCUGUCGUGCAAAACGGAUAGCAACAUUUUGGUAAUUCACUCGUCACCAGUGCAUCACCAAAAGGAUCUCAUCCUCAUGCUUUCUAUAAAUAACCGUCUUGUGAAGAGUCAGAGCCUAAAAUCAAAGCUAUACAGCCUUUACAAGCCGUUCCUCCCCAAUCGAAGUUUUCCGCUGAUCUACGUCGAGAUGAGGGUGGAGAACUGUGAUGUUAACGUUGACGCGAUGAAACAGCGCGUGCUCUUUGUUGGCGAGGAUGAAGUGUUUGAACAGGUGUGUAGGAUGGUUGAAGAGGGUUUAGUACACGGAUCGGUGGGUGUGUGUAAGGUGAGCAGUGCUAAAAAUGAAAUAAAAGUUUAUGAAGGUUUGAAGGUCGAGAAUUUGGCGAGCUUUGAAUUCAGGAGUAGCAAACAUGAGCAAAUAGGAAAUGGCAAGAUGAUGAAAAAUAAGGAUAUAUUAGCGGUACAGGUUGAAGAGACUUGGCAAAAGAAUGCUGAUGAUGAACAGUUGAGCUUUAAAGCUGCAAGCAAAGACGAAAGUGUGGGUAAAUCUGGCAGCGAGGAAAUGAUGAAUGGGCAUCAUCGUGAUAAUUUGGGAUCAAACGUUCUGAAUGAUGUGAAAACCGAGAAUUACAGGAAGAACACGGCGAAUCGAUUCAUCAAAGACAUGAAGUAUGUGGGAAAGUUGGAUAAUGAAAAGAUAUUCGUUCAGCUAAACGCCUUUUUGAUGCAAUGCGAUUACAAAAAGCUGCUCAGGAUCUAUUUUUUACAACACAUGGCCAGGCAAAAAGGAAGAUUUAAGACAGUAGUGGUCAAGAAUAAUACGUUUGUGGCAUCUGAUAGUCUGAAGGAAUACGGAGUGGAGAACGUGAGUGAUGGCGUGAGAGUGCCUGUAAUAAAUAACAUUGUCAUGGACAUCGCACAUUUAGAAAAGAGCGAUGCGGACAAAUACUCAAUCGCUGAUUGCUUUGUGUGUGCGGUGCGAGACUAUGAAAUGUUUUUCGGGGUUAUCAAGCGAGCUGUAAACGAGGACGAUGAUGUUUUGAGCUGCUUUAGUGUGGUAACCGGGUUGAAUGAGCUCUAUAAGGCAUUCAAAAGAAUUUGAUGAAGUGCUCGGUAGCUGUUCCUGCAUACAAAACUGAUAUUGUGUUACGUGCUUAUUCUUCUUACAUAGUACAACAAAUUAUCGUUUGUGUGCUUGAGCAGCACACUCAUACUCGGUAGAUGCUGCUCACGCGCGCAAAUGGGCAACAUGGCUGUAAAGAAUGUGCAUGUCUAUGUUUCUAAGGAGUAAAACGAUAAAUAUUCAAUGUAGGUAUGUACAAAUAAUCAUCAUAGCUCAUUUAUACCACGAUUGUACAUUAUUGAUGUAUUUAAAACAUGUUUUAGCACUAAUCGUGCCAUAAUUUAUACUUUUUUGCUGUGUACGCCACGAGAUAAUUAUAUUUGCAAUUCUUUUCCAUUAAAAGUACGUUUUUUAUCACC